AUGAGAGAGAAACGAGGGCAGGGAGGGAAGAGAGGGAAACGAGGGAAGGGAGGGAAGAGAGGGAAACGAGGGAAGGGAGGGAAGAGAGGGAAACGAGGGGCGGGAGAGAAGAGAGGGAAACGAGGGGCGGGAGAGAAGAGAGGGAAACGAGGGAAGGGAGAUCGGGAUGCGGAAAGGGGGGAACGGGAUGGGGAAAGGGGGGAACGGGAUGGGGAAAGGGGGGAACGGGAUGGGGAAAGGGGAGAACGGGAUGGGGAAAGGGGGGAACGGGAUGGGGAAAGGGGGGAACGGGAUGGGGAAAGGGGGGAACGGGAUGGGGAAAGGGGGGAACGGGAUGGGGAAAGGGGGGAACGGGAUGGGGAAAGGGGAGAACGGGAUGGGGAAAGGGGGAACGGGAUGGGGAAAGGGGGGAACGGGAUGGGGAAAGGGGAGAACGGGAUGGGGAAAGGGGGAAACGGGAUGGGGAAAGGGGAGAACGGGAUGGGGAAAGGGGGGAACGGGAUGGGGAAAGGGGGGAACGGGAUGGGGAAAGGGGGGAACGGGAUGGGGAAAGGGGGGAACGGGAUGGGGAAAGGGGAGAACGGGAUGGGGAAAGGGGAGAAACGGGAUGGGGAAAGGGGUGAACGGGAUGGGGAAAGGGGAGAACGGGAUGGGGAAAGGGGAGAACGGGAUGGGGAAAGGGGAGAACGGGAUGGGGAAAGGGGGAACGGGAUGGGGAAAAGGGGAGAACGGGAUGGGGAAAGGGGAGAACGGGAUGGGGAAAGGGGGAACGGGAUGGGGGGGGAAAGGGAACGGGAUGGGGAAAGGGGAGAACGGGAUGGGGAAAGGGAGAACGGGAUGGGGAAAGGGGAGAACGGGAUGGGGAAAGGGGGGGACGGGAUGGGGAAAGGGGGGGGGAACGGGAGGGGAAACGGGAUGGGGGGGGGAACGGAUGGGGAAAGGGGGGGGGGGGGGGGAGGAACGGGAUGGGGAAAGGGGAGAACGGGAUGGGGAAAGGGGAGAACGGGAUGGGGAACGGGGGAACGGGAUGGGGAAAGGGGAGAACGGGAUGGGGAAGGGGAGAGACGGGAUGGGCCUGCAUGUUGUGGCGCGGUGAGCGUGAUCAAGGUGGCGUGA
Messenger RNA from Closterium sp. Yama58-4, 1116 nucleotides. The record is from the annotation of a GenBank genome assembly. Lineage: Eukaryota; Viridiplantae; Streptophyta; Zygnematophyceae; Desmidiales; Closteriaceae.